CCGUGCGAUGCUUCGGAGCCGGCCGCGAGGAGCUCCAUGUUGGCGGCGCCCGCUCCGCUCCGCGCCGGCUCUCCCGGAGAUACUUGCUGACAAACUGCAUGCCUCGGAGGGGAACGAGACGCACCAGCAAGUCACAAAGCUGGUCUUGUGAGCUGACUUUGGAACUGCAGGAUGGAGAGGCAGAAACUGCUGACCCCAGUGAAUAACUACGGGUCUCAGGAUGGAGACGAGCGGCCAAGGUUGGGCUCCGUUUCCUUUCACCCAGAAGAGGAGGAACUCCGCAGGCGGCUCAAGUACUACUUCAUGAGUCCCUGUGACAAGUUUCGUGCCAAAGGCCGGAAGCCGUUCAAGUUGGUCCUGCAGCUGAUCAAGAUCCUAAUAGUCACUAUCCAGCUCAUCCUCUUUGGACUCAGCAAUCAAAUGGUGGUAACUUUCAAAGAGGAGAACACAAUUACAUUCAAGCACCUCUUCCUGAAGAACUAUGCAGACGGGUCAGAGGAAACCUAUGCGGUCUAUACACAGGCAGAUGUCUACGACCACAUGUUCUAUGCGGUGGAUAAGUACUUGGCCAUCCCAAAUGAGACCAUUGGGCGCUACGCCUAUGUGCGGACAACCCGUGCUAACCAGUCGGCGCUCAUGCUCUGCCAGCAAUAUUACCGCAAAGGGAGGAUUGAUCCGGCCAAUGACACCUUCAACAUCGACCCCAAGGUCAUCACAGAGUGCCUGGGUGUCGAUCCUCCAGAGAAGACACUCUCUCCAUUGGACUUUGAUGAGACGUUUCCAGACUUCCUGGAGCCAGACCGCAGCUACAGGAACUUUACUCUCAAGUUUUACAAGCUCAUUAAUGUCACCAUCCAGUUCAAGCUGAAAGCCAUAAACAUCCAAACAAUCAUCAACAAUGAAAUUCCAGACUGCUACACAUUUUCCAUCACAAUCACGUUUGACAACAAAGCACACAGUGGCAGAGUGAAGAUCUCCUUGGACAACAAAGUGGACAUCCAGGAGUGCAAGGACCCAAGUGUCUAUGGCAAAGGAGACAACCGUUUCCGGAUGUUCUUUGAUGUGGUUGUGCUCCUCGUCUGUGUGCUGUCCUUCAUCUUGUGUUCCCGCUCGAUCAUCAGAGGGCUUCUACUGCAGCAUGAGUUCAGCCAUUUCUUCCAGCGCCACUACGACCAAGACAUCUGCCUAUCCGACCGCAUGGAAUUUGUGAACGGCUGGUACAUCUUGCUCGUGGUGAGCGACAUCUUCACUGUGUCGGGGACCAUAAUGAAGAUUGGGAUUGAGUCCAAGAACUUUGCCAACUAUGACGUGUGCGGCAUCCUCCUGGGCACCUCCACGCUCCUGGUCUGGGUCGGAGUCAUGCGCUACCUCAGCUUCUUCCAGAAGUACAAUAUCCUCAUUGUCACCAUGCGGGUCGCCCUCCCCAAUGUCAUCCGCUUCUGCUGCUGCGUGGCAGUCAUCUACCUGGGCUACUGUUUCUGUGGCUGGAUCGUGCUGGGACCCUACCAUGUCAAGUUCCGCACCCUUUCCAUGGUGUCCGAGUGCCUUUUCUCCCUCAUCAAUGGGGACGACAUGUUCGUGACCUUUGCCGAGAUGCAGCAGAGCAGCUACUUGGUGUGGCUGUUCAGCCAGCUCUAUCUGUACACCUUCAUCAGCCUUUUCAUCUACAUGGUGCUCAGCCUCUUCAUUGCUCUCAUCACUGGCUCCUAUGAGACCAUCAAGCAUCAGUGCGAGGGGGAAGCGGCUGUCACGCAGCUCCACACCUACAUAGCUGAGUGCAAGGACAGCCCCAGAUCUGGCAAGUUUCGCAGGGAGAGCAGUUCCUCGUGCUCCAUCUUCUGCUGCUGUGAGCGAACCCCACUGCAGGAAACCGUGUUGGCAGUGAACUGAAAGCUCCAGCAUGGAUCAGGAAGGGACUGUUUGUUGGACCUGGCGUGGAUGUGGACUGAAGAGGCCUGUUCUGUGGCAGUGACUAAGGCAAGACGUGGCAGUUCGUGUCACAGCCUCCUGUGAGCGCUCCUUCCACGGAGAGCAGUGGAGACCGUCCUCGGCAUCUGAACGAGAGACACCUGGGGAGUGGGGGGAGAGGAAGUGGAGUUUUAAGUAGGCCUAGGCUUUCGCUGGGGCUGGAUUCGGCCCUGCUGAAGCCGUUGCUGUGUGUACCACAGGAAACCAGGCCGUUUGCCAAACAGCUGCAGCGGGGGAUAGAGUUUUUAAAAGUUUAUUUUGGAAGAAAAAGGUUUCAUAAAAAAAGGUCAUGUCACAAGUAGGUCCAGGGCAAAGCCCUUUACGUUGCUCUUGAGGGGCCUCCACCCCCUUCCAUGCCAUAUGGGGGGGGUUGGGGGGCACGUUUUAGAGGUUUUCAUUUGUCUGGGAAGGAUGGCACUAGAGUAUUGCUUUGUUUCGUUCAAGUGAGGGCCUCCGCAGGAUAGGCUUCUCUCCACUGUUACUGGUUUCACAUCAGACUGGCACCUGGCAGGUUCAGGAUGCUACAGAGUAAAAUGCAACGAAGCCGUUGGUUGGUGAGCAGGGGAGCUGCUGUGAAGACUACGGAGAGGAAGGGCAGGGGCUUCCCCUGCCUCACCUGGUGCUGGGCUCCCUGGGGCUCAGCUAGAGGGCCUCCUUCCCUGCCUCUCCCACUCAGUUGUGAGGAGGUCUCACUUGAGUGCCUUGGUUUGGAACGAAUCCUGUUCCAGAUCAGACGGGGAUGCCAGCCUAGGGAUGGUACAUCUCGUCCCAUCCCUCAGGCGCUCUGCUCACCUCUUGGGUCCUGACAAGUAAUACGGAGCUUGGCUUCCUUUCAAUCAUGUCUUAGUGAAUGAGUUUCUCUUUCUAGCACCGCCUUCAAAAUGUUGCACACAGGAAGAUUGGGCCGUGCUCACUGGUCAAGCAUACAGUGAAGAACAUAGGCCACCUUCAAUGGAAUGUGAGUGGGCAGGAGGGCUUGGCCAGGCCUGGAACCCCCUGCUGGCUUCUGACACAGGCUCUUGCAGCAGGGUAAUACUGGAUUGACAAAGGCAACAGAGUUCAGAGUUGACAGCCAGGCAUGGAGACACUUCCUGCAGGAUGUCUGCGCUGUGUGGCUGUCUCUUGCACACAGUUCCGUGCUGCUGGGAUUUUGCAGUGAGGGAAUGAAUGGAGAUUCCAGCAUGCACGUCAACAUUUUGGAUGAGAAGCUGACCCUGCUCCCUAUGGCUAUUGGAAAAGGGAACUUUGCUAGUUGUGGUCCAGAAGGGUGAAAACAUCCACCUCUCUCCUGAAGUUAAAGGGCUUCUGGUCCGGCCCUGACUCACUGACCAGGUUUGCACGAUCGUUGCGGCUCACUGUGGCUUAUUUAAGCCAUGAUGGGUUGCAGCGUAUACCAGUGGCCAUUUUGAAUAUUCAGCCCUGAUGGGGUAUUACCAUGGUUAGUCAUGUCAUCCAAACCCGGACGGCAAGGAUUUUUUCACCGUCAAAUAAACCAUGGUUGCUUGCAGGGUUAUUUGAGGGUUUUUUUAACCCUAAAACAACUCAACACCCUGGUUCAGACAAUAUGACAAACCAUAGCAAACCGUCCCCUCAAUCCCAGUUGGGGUUGCAUUUUCAAAAUGGCUGCCAGCAUGCACUGCAACCCACUAUGGCUAAAACAAGUCAUGGUGGGCUGCAAUGAUUAUUCUGUUUCCCCUUUACCCUGGGACAUCUUUUUUGAGCAGUAGAUCGCAGAGAAGCAUCAUUUCCCCUCCUUUCUGUGUGUGUCCUUUACAAAAACGAGCUCCAGUUCCAGAGGAUGAGAGGCAUCUUGUGACUUUUCACUUCAAGUACAGAAACGUCCACGGCCAGGGUUAGGAUUUGACUUGCUGGACUCGGGUAGAGGGAGAGACGGGGGUUGUACUCUUCCCUUCCUACCUUUCUGCUAGCUACUUGAGUUGGUAAAACAAGCACUGUUGGUUGACCAUUCAAGUAUUGUGGCCAAUUUUUUAAGUGUUAAUUUUGUAGAAUUGUAACAAAGGAGACUUAACUAAUUUGGGGUUUUGUUGUUAGCAUAAUUUAUGGGGGGAAAUGAAGUGCAAUUUUGAAUUACUGAAAUUGGUUAUUUAUAGCGAACUAUGUUAUUAAAAUAUGGAAAUAUGGAAAGAAAAUACUAAA
This is a messenger RNA of Elgaria multicarinata webbii, 4125 nucleotides long. RefSeq names its product mucolipin TRP cation channel 1 (gene MCOLN1). The transcript has 15 exons. The record is from RefSeq and is a predicted model, not a curated record. Gene Ontology annotation, molecular function: NAADP-sensitive calcium-release channel activity. Gene Ontology annotation, cellular component: plasma membrane; lysosomal membrane. The coding region runs from base 172 to 1890 and encodes 572 amino acids. Lineage: Eukaryota; Metazoa; Chordata; Lepidosauria; Squamata; Anguidae.